Molecule: messenger RNA, 957 nt
Organism: Symbiodinium natans
Lineage: Eukaryota; Dinophyceae; Suessiales; Symbiodiniaceae
Source: the annotation of a GenBank genome assembly
AUGGCGGGCUAUGCGGCUGCAGAGACACCUCGGUUGCGACGAUCACAUCUUCGAGGGCACAAGGAUGCGGUGCUCUGCCUGUGCGCCGAUGCUUCGCGGCUCGCGUCGGGCGGGGCGGAUGGCAGCUGCCGUCUUUGGGACCUGCGAUGCGAGGGCUCGCGCCGCUCCGUUCGCGCGGCCAUGGUGCCUGGCGAGGUCUCUAGCGUGGCCAUUUCCGCUGCCAGGGAGCACAUGUUGCUGGCUGCUGUGGGGCGCACAGUCUAUGGCUUCGACCUCCGGAGCGAGAAGGUAGUUCUCCAGGCCGCAGACAAGACCUUGCCUGAGCUUGCGAAGGAUGACAUCAACCAGGUUGCCAUCGACGCUGGCGGGCACCUCGCUGCCGUGGCCGAGGAUUCGGGUGCUGUGCACCUGGUCGACCUGAAUACUUGGAGAGUGGACAAGACCUUGGCUGGAAAGAAUGGGCACGUGAACAUCUGCAGUUCGGUGGCUUGGAAGCCAGGCCGUGAGUGGACGCUGGCGUCUGGAGGUUUGGACGCUGCAGUCGUUCUCUGGCAACGGUCAGGACGAGGUCGCAAGGUGCAGAUGCAAACGGAUGCUGAGGAGGAGUCUGCCACGUCAGCAGGAGGGGCCCAGUUGCUCAAUCCGCCCUUUGUGCAUUCCAUCGCUUAUUCGCCGGACGGUGAGACACUGGCCGCAGGUCUCGGCGAUGGCACCGUGGCGCUCCUUGGCCCAGAGCAGCGCCUUAGAGGCCACCUUGCGGCGGUAGCGCAGGUCCUCUACACUCCUGCCGGGCUGGUUUCUGCUGGGAAUGACCGGCAGGUUUUGCUGUGGUCUGGACCCGAGCCGCAGCUGAGAUGGCAUCAUCCAGAAAAAGUGAACUGGAUGGCCUGGCACCAGAACGUCCUUUUCGUCGCUGACUUGGGCCACAGCAUCACUGCUUAUGAGGGUCUGCUUUGA